AUGGAUGAUCCAAGAUUUGAGUGGAUCGGGAAACAAGUGUCCCUGGCACUGGACAUUAAAGAAAAUGACGUGUUUGAAGAUCUUCUUGAAAGGGAUGACGGUGAACAGGAACGCGAACUUGGGAAGUUUCUGAACGAUACGCCAGAGGAACAUGAAUCUUCUAUUCUCUUCUACAAAAUCAUACGAGAAGAGGAGGAAGAAGUUGAAGUAGAAUGUGAACCAGAGAUCCCAAGUAUUGAGGAGGAGGAAGAGGCUGGAGAGGGAGAAGGUGAGCAGCAAGGUGGCGAGGGAGAGGGUGAAGGGGGUGACCAGCCCCUCCCAGUCUCCUCACCCACCGGCACUGGUGAGGGGGAAGAUCAAACGCCCAGGAAAGGAACAGGUAAGAAAAGAAAGAAGGGUAAGGACACACCCACUAGUGAUGAACAGAAGGAUGAAGAUACUACCAAGACACCUGUCCCCGAGGGAGAGGCUGCUGAAGGGGAAGAACAAGGAGAGGAAGAAGAACAGGAGAAUAAGAUACCAAAAACUAAAAUCAUCAAACAGAAGGUGAUGCGUACAUACCUAUACAUGUGUUACCAACACUUGCCUGAGGAGCUGGCUGAUCAGGACUGCGUUUAUUUCCUGAGAAACACCCCAGGCAUGGUACCUCUCCCAUCAAGUGCUGAUGAGGCAGAUGAAACACUGCCAUCAUAUUUUGAGAUUGGUAUCCUCAACGGACACUCUCUUGUCAUGUUGGAACAGAUCAUCUCACAGGUUUACAUGCCUCUGUUGUCCUACAGUCAACAAAAGAAUGGUGAGAUGCGUAAGGAAACUAGUCCUCCUAGUCGAACAGAUACACAGGCAUCGGUGAAGACUGAUGGCGAAGGUGAUGGAGAUGAUUCCAAAGACAAGGUCAAUGUAGCUGAGUCUCGUGCCAAGGCACUUCUUCGUGAUGAGUUCCUCAUCAACAUGCAAAAAUUUGCCUCAAGUAUUAAUCGCACUAUACAACAAAUUGAGGGUGAGGUGCGAUUAGAAAUCCCUGAGAUUGAAAUUGGUGAAAAUGUAGAGGAAGUGCUAGCAAAUAAUGACUUAAUGCAAGUGAUCAGAGACACAUGUGGUGAUUGGGCCAAACGUAUUAGGGGUGCCCUCGAGACACAGAUGAAAAAGGUGCCCCUCGGUAAAGGACCUUUGGCGGAAAUUGAUUUUUGGCGGGAACGGAAUGCAGCAUUAAGUGCGCUGUCUGAACAGUUAAAGAUUCCAAAGGUUGCACAGAUGUUGGAAGUGUACAGUCACGUGGAGAAUGACUUUGAUGACAUUAAGGUUGAACUCAAUAAACUUUAUGUUGAGGCUAAAGACAAUGUCCGCUUCUUGUCAACAUUAGAGCGUCACUUUAAAAACAUUACCCACGGUGCCACAUUUCAGGUUGUCAUUGAAACCAUUCCUUCCAUGAUGAAUGCCUUGCGUAUGGUGUGGAUCAUCUCACGGCAUUACAAUAAGGAUGAACGCAUGGUGCCACUGAUGGAAAGAAUCGCGUGGGAGCUUGCAGAGCGUGUGGCUCGUGUUAUCAACAUAAGGACCAUAUUCAAGGAGGGUACAGAGGAAGUAAAGAGGAAGACACAGGAGGCUAAAAAGAUGCUACUGGUAUGGAAGGAGUCUUACUUUGAUGUGAGAGCAAAGAUUGAAGCGUCUGGUCGUGACCAGCGGUGGGAGUUUGACCGACGAAAGCUUUUUGAGAGAACAGACUACAUGGCCAACAUAUGUCAAAAUCUGUAUGACGUGGCUGAGGUACUGGAGGAGUUUUACAACAUUUUUGGGCCAGAACUGAAGGCUGUGACAGGAGAUCCAAAGAGAAUUGAGGAGGUGCUUCUACGAGUGGAUGCUUUAGUGAAACCCCUUGAGGAGGUCAGCUUUGAUCCUUUCAUGAUAAACUACAGAGGUUCAUGGCGAUCAGAGAUCAUGGACAAGUUUGAAAAACAAGUGACUUCCAUUGACGGAGAAGCCAUCAUGUUUAUUGACGAGUCUUUCCAGUCCCUUAGGUCAGCUGAAGGUGCUUUUGACAUGCUGCAGAACUUUAAACAUAUCCGAUCUAGGGAGGCUAUCAACGCUCAGAUGAUGCAGAAAUUUAAAGAUAUUCUGGUGCAAUACGAAAAAGAGGUGUCCGCUUUAGAUGACCUUUUCCAACAGCAUCGUGAAAACCCACCACUUCACAAAAACCACCCGUCAGUAUCUGGAGCCAUCUUCUGGGAGCGAUCUCUGUUCCACCGUAUCAAACACACCAUUGUACGUUUUCUCACCAUGGAGGAUAUGAUGCAGAGCGAGAUGGGCAAACAUGCACGAGCUAAGUACCUGAGUGUAGCCAAACAGAUGAAACUGUAUGAGGACCAAAAAUAUGAAGCCUGGAAAGAAAAUGUUGAACUUGUCCUGCCAUCCCUACUAAAACGAAACCUGCUGGUUAAACCACAUCAUUCACAGCUGACUCAGCAGGCCCAUGAUGACCAUGGUGAAGCAGUAAAGCUACAUAACACAGAAAUUGUGGUAACUGGUACUGAUAACACAAACCUUCAACUGGUCUCAACUCAGCCAGCCAAUCAACAGCCAGAACAAGCACAGACCGACCAACCAGAGCAGGCUACCAAUAAUGGAAUUGAGAUCAAGUACCUUGUGGACUUUGACCCCAUGUUAAGUGAAAUUAUUUCGGAGACAAAGUACAUGGAGCAGUUAGGCUUCCCUGUCCCUGAGCUGGCCAGAAACGUUGCACUCCAGGAGGAAAAAUACAUAAAAUAUGUUGAGAAGUUGAAACAUAUGUUGGAGCGUUACCAUACACUACUGGCCUCCCUGGACCCUGCAGAGACUAACUUGUUAGAAGACCACAUGAGGGAUUUGCGUCGUGUCAUAAGACCAGGGUCCAAACGUCUUAACUGGAACUCGCUGGGUAUCAAUGACUUUGUCCUCAAAUCAGGAGCUGCUAUUGCAAAAUUUGAGUCCCUAGUGAACCAAAUCCAGAAGAAUGCCAAAGAUAUCAACCAGAGAUUAGGGAUGAUAGAGAAUGCAAACCUGUACAAAGGGCCGACACCAAAGUACCCUGACAUGCUACCAAGCUGUAAGGAGUACUACGAACAUGUGGAGAAAGAGCGCAGUAAAGAUUUUGAAAUCCUAGCCAGAAAAUAUCGUGCCAUUGGCCCUCUUCUGACCAAGAUGGAGGGCUUGGUGGUGCAUACCAACUCAGGUCGGUCGCCCAAACUCAGUCAGUAUUAUGCCUACUGGGAACGCAAAGUCUAUGAUGCACUCACUAAGCUAAUCAUGAACAACUUGCGUCGAUUUGAGACUGCUCUAAGGUCAGAACGGCCUUUAUUUCAAGUGGAGACCCUCCUAGCCCCACCAGAUGUGGUGCUUCACCCUCAGGCUAAUGAGGUGUACAAAUUAACCCUGCAGUGUGUUCGUGACUGUGUGGAGGGGACAAAGAUGUUCGUACGCUGGAUGAAUGGAACGUGUAUAGAGACACCACCUCAGAAAGUAGAAGGAGAGGAUGAACCAUAUGUGUUUAGUUUUUUCACUGACAUUUCUGUAAGCCCUGAAGUGAUCGACUAUGUACAGGGUAUCCAAAACAACAUCAAAAAUACUCUCACCAACAUGACACGCUACCUCAACAGAUGGAAGAAGUACCGCAGCAUAUGGAAGGUGGAUAAGCAAACCAUUGCAGACAAGUGGUACCAGAAAGGCCCUAGUGUAGUGGCUUUUGACGACAAGCUUCAGUACUACUACAAGACAAUCGAUGAAGUUGAAGGUUUGCCACUAGUCAAGGACCAGGAAUGUAUUCGCCUUCAUAUGGGGCCUCUUGCGUCCUCAGUAAAGGACCAUGCCAAACAAUGGAUCUCUCAUCUUGGGAAGAUUCUGAGGGAUUCCUCCAAAGAAGCCUUGUACAGCCUCAGGGACAACCUGGAUGACAAGUCAGAUGACCUUGAAUCGACCCCCAGUAGUCUAGAGGAUCUGAAGUUUGUGCUGACAACGAUUUCUGAUAUCAAGACAAUAUCCCUAGAAGUGGAGGCAAAGAUCCGAGACAUCCAAGAGCGGUAUCGAACUCUAUCCAUGUAUGAUAUAGAGGUUACAGAUGAGGAAAAGGAAAUUCAACAAAAACUUCCACAAAUCUGGGAUGACCUUGUCUGGAAAUCCAAGAACAUUGACGCUAGCCUGUUUAUGGUGAAGAAGAGGUUUACAGAGAUAACACAAGAUCAGAUCAAAGACUUCAAGAAAGACCUUGAGGAAUUUGCGACUCGCUUUUACGAAAAAGGUCCCGGAGCAGUUGGUACCAAUCUCGACAAAGGGCUGGAAUUGAUGAAAACAUUCCGCGGAGAAGUUGCCCAGUAUGAGACUGAUCGACAAGAACUGGCCAAUGCUGAGAAACUGUUUGACCUACCGAUCACCAUGUAUCCUGACCUACUGGAGGUACAGAAACAGAUGAAGGGUUUGGAGAUGGUCUACGCACUGUAUGAAGAACAAAUGGCGGCAAGAGAGGGAUGGUCCGAAACUCUCUGGUCCAACCUCAAUGUCCAGGUGCUACAGGAUGGAAUCGAAGGUUUCCUCAAACAGCUCAGAAAAAUGCCACGCGAUGUUAAAUCUCUACAGGCUGCUCGUGCCCUCGAAUCAAAGAUGAAGGAAUUCCGCGAUUCUCUCCCAUUGUUUGUUGAUCUCAAACACGAAGCACUGAGAGAACGCCAUUGGAAGGAGUUGAUGAACAAGACUGGACAAAAGUUUGACAUCAACCCAGAAACCUUUACUCUGGCUAAUGUAUUUGCAAUGGAGCUACAGCGUUUCCAAGAGACAAUCAUAGAAAUAGUAACAGCAGCCAGCAAGGAAAUGGGUAUUGAAAAGGGUGUUAAAGAGGUAGAAGAAAUGUGGAGUAGUAUGAAGUUCACCAUUGUCCCAUACAUGAAAGGGACUUCAAACCGCGGCUACAUCUUAGGAGCCAUUGAUGAUGUACUUCAAAACCUUGAUGACAGUGCCAUGAAUCUGCAGAGUAUGGCUGCAUCACGUUUCAUUGGCCCAUUUGCAAACUCUGUCCAGAACUGGGAGAAGAGUUUAUCUCUGGUUUCUGAAGUUUUAGAUGUUUGGAUGGUGGUCCAGAGGAAGUGGAUGUACCUAGAAGGGAUCUUCAUUGGUGGAGACAUCCGCUCACAGCUGCCAGAAGAGGCAAAAAAGUUUGAUCAGAUUGACAAGACAUUUAAAAAGAUCAUGACAGACACUCACAAGACACCAACCAUCAAGACAGCAUGUCAUGCUCCUAACCGCCUGCAGGACCUUGAGAGUCUCAGUUUAGGACUGGAGAGAUGUCAGAAGUCAUUGAAUGACUACCUCGACUCUAAACGUAAUGCCUUCCCACGUUUCUUCUUCAUCUCUGAUGAUGAACUGCUGAGUAUCCUGGGUAGCAGUGAUCCAAACUGUGUACAAGAACACAUUAUAAAGAUGUAUGAUAACAUCGCCUCGCUCAGAUUCCAAGAAGGAGGUAGUAAUGAAACCCUCGCUACAGCUAUGAUCUCCGCUGAAGGAGAGGUGAUGGAGUUCCGAACAAACAUUCCUGCAGAAGGCCGUGUAGAAGACUGGAUGACAUCGGUUUUAGAGGAAAUGAGAUCUACCAAUCGUCUCAUCACAAAAGAGGCUGUCUUCUACUAUGGAGAGGAUGGCAAAAACAGAGUGGACUGGAUGUUGGGAUACCAAGGUAUGAUAUGUUUGGCAGGUAACCAGGUUUGGUGGACAUGGGAAGUUGAGGACACAUUCCGUAAAGUCAAGAAAGGUCAGAAGACAGCCAUGAAGGACUAUGCUAAGCAGCAACAUAAACAAAUUAACGAGGUGGUUGUACAGAUUCGUUCACCUCUGUCCAAAAAUGAUCGUGCCAAAUUCAACACUGUCCUCAUCAUUGAUGUGCAUGCACGUGACAUCAUUGAUGGCUUUGUCCGUGACAGUAUCAUGGAUGCCAAAGAGUUUGAGUGGGAAAGUCAAUUGAGGUUUUAUUGGGAGAAGGAGCCAGAUGAACUAGUGGUCAGACAGUGUACAGGAGAGUUUGGCUACGGUUAUGAGUACAUGGGUCUCAACGGCAGACUGGUCAUCACUCCACUGACUGACAGAAUCUACCUAACACUCACACAGGCGUUAUCCAUGAACCUUGGUGGUGCUCCAGCUGGCCCAGCCGGUACAGGUAAAACUGAGACAGUGAAGGAUCUGGCAAAGGCUUUGGGUCUACUUUGUGUUGUUACCAACUGUGGAGAGGGCAUGGACUUCAAGGCCGUGGGGAAAAUCUUCUCUGGUCUGUGCCAGUGUGGUGCUUGGGGCUGCUUUGAUGAAUUCAACAGAAUUGAUGUGUCUGUACUGUCUGUCAUUUCCACUCAACUGAAGACAAUUCAGAAUGGCCUUAUUCUGAAACUCAAAAAGUUCCAUUUUGAAGGCCAAGAAAUUAGCUUGGAUCUACGUGUUGGAAUCUUCAUCACUAUGAACCCUGGUUAUGCUGGUCGUACAGAGCUGCCUGAGUCUGUGAAGGCAUUGUUCCGUCCCGUGGUGGUAAUUGUACCAGAUCUUCAGCAGAUCUGUGAGAUCAUGUUGUUCUCUGAAGGAUUCUUAAUGGCCAAAGUCCUUGCCAAAAAGAUGACUGUGUUGUACAAAUUAGCCAAGGAACAGUUGUCAAAACAGUACCAUUAUGAUUUCGGUCUUCGUGCCCUCAAAUCUGUCCUGGUCAUGGCUGGUGAGCUGAAGAGAAGUUCAGCAGAACUUCCAGAGGAUGUUGUGUUGAUGAGAGCCCUGAGAGAUAUGAACCUGCCCAAGUUUGUGUUUGAGGAUGUACCACUGUUCCUGGGUCUGAUUGGUGAUCUGUUCCCAGGCCUUGACUGCCCACGUGUACGUUACCCCAACUUCAACGAUGCUGUAGAAGAGGUUCUGGCUGACAACGGAUAUGUCAUGCUUCCAAUACAGGUGGACAAAGUUGUACAGCUGUAUGAAACUAUGAUGACUCGACAUACCACCAUGAUCGUCGGGCCAACAGGGGGAGGUAAAUCUGUUGUCAUCAACACCUUGGCUCAGUCACAGACUAAACUGGGAACGUCUACCAAGUUGUUUGUCAUCAAUCCCAAGGAUCGUAGCGUGAUUGACUUGUACGGUAUCCUGGAUCCUGUUACGCGUGACUGGACAGAUGGUCUUCUCUCUAACAUCUUCCGAGACAUCAACAGACCUACUGACAAGAAGGAACGCAAGUACAUUGUAUUUGAUGGUGACGUUGACGCCCUUUGGGUAGAAAACAUGAACUCUGUCAUGGACGACAACCGUCUUUUGACUCUGGCCAAUGGAGAGAGAAUUCGGCUACAGAAACACUGUGCUAUGUUGUUUGAGGUGUUUGACUUACAGUACGCUUCCCCAGCUACAGUGUCUAGGUGUGGAAUGGUGUACGUUGAUCCAAAGAAUCUUGGUUAUGAACCGUUCUGGGUAAAAUGGAUGAACAGUCGUCCAAGCAAGACAGAGAGAGACGAAAUGAAGCGACUGUAUGAUAAAUAUGUACCAUCUCUGAUUGACAUGGUCGUUGAAGGAGUGUUGGACGGAAAACAAGGCGACAAGAUGAAGACCAUUAUACCACUAACAAACCUUAACAUGGUGACCCAGCUGAGUAACAUGCUGGAUGCCCUGUUGGUGAAGGAGAACCUUGAAUCCGAUGAGCUAGAGGCAUUCUUCCUCCAAGCAUUGUACUGGUCUAUUGGCGCGGCUCUUCUGGAGGAUGGCCGCGAAAAGUUUGACGCCCAAGUUAAGAACCUUGCAUCCCUCACACAGGUUGUAGACGAGGGUAAAACACUGGCAGGAUUAGGUGAAAUCCCCACCACCCAACCCACCCUGUAUGAAUACUUUUAUGACAAUGAUGAAAAGAAGUGGGUAGCAUGGUCCAAGAAAGUCCCGACUUACGUCCAUGCCCCAGAGAAAAAAUUCAAUGAAAUACUCGUCCCAACUGUGGACACUGUGCGUACCACGUGGCUGCUGGAACUCAUGGUAGGCAUCAAACAUCCUGUCGUGUUGAUCGGUGAGACCGGAACAUCGAAGUCUGCUACUACAUCCAACUUCCUGCGAACAAUGGACUCUGAAACACAUCUUUUACUCAACAUGAACUUCUCCAGUCGUACAACCUCACUUGAUGUACAACGUAACUUGGAGGCCAAUGUAGAGAAGAGAACUAAGGACACAUAUGGACCUCCACCAGGCAAACGACUCCUUAUCUUUAUUGAUGACAUGAACAUGCCACAGGUGGACACAUAUGGUACUCAGCAGCCAAUCGCUCUGUUGAAACUCCUACUUGAGAGAGGAGGCUGUUAUGACAGAGGCAAAGACCUCAACUGGAAGAACAUGAAGGAUAUUGGUUACAUCGCAGCCAUGGGUAUCGCUGGUGGUGGUCGAAACGAGACCGACCCAAGAUUUGUCUCCCUUUUCUGUGUGUUCAAUAUGACAUUCCCUUCAGAUGAGUCUCUGUACUUGAUCUACAAUUCAAUCCUUCAAGGUCAUUGUCAACCAUUCGCCAAGGACAUCCAGGACUGUGUGUCUACUAUCACAAAGAUGACCAUGAGUCUUUACAGUACGGUGGUUAAGGACCUGCCGCCAACUCCAUCUAAGUUCCAUUACAUCUUUAACCUGCGUGAUUUGUCACGUAUCUACCAGGGCAUGUGUCUCACCACGCCCGACCGUUUCAAUAAGCCAGACAAAUUUGUUCGUGUCUGGAGGAAUGAAUGUAUGCGCGUCAUAUCAGACAGACUCAUCAAUGACCAAGACAAAACCAAUGUUAUGAAAACACUACAAACACUGGUAGAAGAUAACUAUAAGAGUUACCUUGACUUGGUAAUGAAAGACCCAAUCCUGUUUGGAGAUUAUCGUACUGCCAUGGAAGAGAGCGAGCCACGACUGUAUGAAGACAUACAGGACUAUGAUGCUUCACAGGCACUCUUUAAAGAGAUUUUGGAGGAGUACAACGAAAGUAACACACCCAUGAAACUUGUGCUUUUUGAGGACGCAUUAGAACAUUUGACACGUGUACAUCGUGUAAUUCGUAUGGACAAUGGUCAUGCCCUUUUAGUGGGUGUAGGGGGCAGUGGUAAACAAAGUCUGUGUAAACUCGCCUCAUACACAGCUGGAUGUGAGGUGUUUGAGAUAACACUCAGUAGAGGUUACAAUGAGCAGUCAUUUAGAGAAGAUCUGAAGGUUCUGUAUAACAAACUCGGCAUUGAGAACAAAAAGACAGUCUUUCUGUUUACAGAUCAACAUGUUGUAGAGGAAGGCUUCCUCGAGCUCAUCAACAACAUGCUCACCUCUGGCAUGGUCCCUGCUCUUUACCUGGAUGAGGAGAAAGAGGCUAUCAUAGGACAGAUACGUAAUGAAGCCAUAGCGGCAGGUUGUCCUCAUGCCCGUGAGAUGGUGUGGCAGUUCUUCGUCAAUAAAUGUGCUAACAACCUCCAUGUUGUCCUGGCAAUGUCUCCCGUUGGUGACGCUCUUAGGACUCGCUGUAGAAACUUCCCUGGUAUGGUGAACUGUGCUAAUAUUGAUUGGUUCUUCCCUUGGCCAGAACAGGCUUUACUGGCUGUGGCUAGUGUCUUCAUAGCACCAGAUAAUGCAUUGAUCCCAGACAACCACCGUGAGAAUGUGGUCAGCCAUAUUGUGCUCGUCCAUCAGAGUGUCGGUGAAUACAGCAAAAAGUUUCAGCAGCGACUCCGCCGUAACAACUAUGUUACACCUAAAAAUUACCUCGACUUUAUCAACACAUAUCUGCGCCUAUUGGAGGAAAAGGACAAAUACAUUCUAGCACAGUGUGACCGUCUUGCUGGAGGUUUACAAAAGAUCGCUGAGGCUAGUGAGCAGUUGGCAGUUCUUAAUGAACGGCUUGCUGUUCAGAAAGUAGCUGUCACAGAGAAAACCCAGUCUUGUGAGACCAUGUUGGCAGAGAUCUCGAAAAAUUCCACCAUGGCUACAGAGAAGAAACAAUUAGCUGAGGCUAAAGGAAAGGAAAUUGCUGAACAGAGUGUUGUGAUUGUAAAGGAAAAGGGUGAAGCAGAAGAAGCUCUCGCCGAGGCCUUGCCUGCCCUGGAGGCUGCCCGUCUAGCUUUAGAGGACCUCGACAAGGGUGAUGUCACAGAAAUCAGAUCUUUCUCAAAGCCUCCCCCAGAGGUACAGCGGGUGUGCGAGUGUAUUGUGGUACUACGGGGCAUUAAAGAGGUAUCAUGGAAGUCAGCAAGAGGCAUGAUGGCAGAAGCUAACUUUCUAAAGUCACUCACAGAGAUGGAUGUUGACGCCAUUACUACUAGACAGACACAGGCAGUCAAAGGACUAAUGAGUGACAAAACAAUGAGUCUGACAUUAGACGCAAUGAAAAGCAUUAGUAAGGCCGGUUCUGGACUGCUGAAAUUUGUGGAGGCUGUGAUGGGCUAUUGUGUGGUUGCUAGGGAAAUCAAACCCAAGAGAGACAAGGUAGCAAAAUUGGAAAGAAGUUUUCAUCAGGCCAAACGUGACCUUGAAAAAAUCAACAACGAAGUCGCCUCCCUUGAGAAGGAACUGGAUGACCUCGGUAGGAAGUAUGAGGAGGCCAUGUCCGAGAAACAGAAGCUGGAGGAAGAGGCCGCUAUCAUGGAACGUCGUCUGAUCGCAGCCGACAAACUUAUCUCGGGUCUUGGACAUGAAAAUGUCAGAUGGAAUAAUGACCUUGAGGAACUUAAGAAGAAGCGUGUCAAGUUGCUAGGUGAUUGUCUGCUUGGCUCGGCCUUCUUAAGUUACGUUGGUGCCUUUAGCUGGGAGUUCCGUAGCGAUUUGGUGUACGAGGUUUGGGAGAAGGAUCUACAUGCGAGAGAGAUUCCUAUCAGUGAUCCAUACAAACUUGAGGAACUUCUGACCAACGAUGUCGAGAUCAGCAAAUGGACGUCUGAAGGCCUACCUCCAGAUGAGCUGUCUAUACAAAACGGUAUCCUAACCACACGAGCUAGUCGGUUCCCCAUGUGUAUCGAUCCACAACAACAGGCGCUCAAGUGGAUAAUGCACAAGGAAGAACAAAACAAUCUUAAGGUGUGCACAUUCAACGACAGUGACUUCCUCAAGCAGCUUGAGCUCGCCAUCAAGUAUGGCUUCCCGUUCCUGUUUAAAGACGUUGAUGAGUACAUUGACCCUGUUAUUGACAAUGUCCUGGAGAAAAACAUCAAAGGUGGACAAGGGCGUGAGUUUGUCAUCCUCGGUGAUAAGGAAGUGGACUAUGACCCAAAUUUCCGACUCUACCUUAACACCAAGCUAGCAAACCCAAAAUAUUCUCCAAAUGUCUUUGGCAAGUCCAUGGUCAUCAACUACACUGUGACCCUCAAGGGUCUUGAAGACCAGCUGUUGAGUGUCAUUGUCAAGUUUGAACGCCGAGAGCUUGAGGAGCAGCGAGAACGCUUGAUCCAGGAGACAAGCAUCAACAAAAAGUUACUGAAGGAUCUUGAGGAUGCUUUACUGAGAGAGUUGGCCCAGUCACAGGGCAACAUGUUGGAUAAUGUUGAACUGAUAGAAACAUUAGAAGAGACCAAAACCAAGGCCACAGAGGUGUCAGAGAAACUCAAGCUAGGAGCCAAGACAGCCAUUGACAUUGACAAACUGCGUGAUGGAUACAGACCUGCAGCAAGACGUGGAGCCAUUUUGUUUUUCAUCCUGGCAGAAAUGUCCUCAAUCAACACUAUGUACCAGUAUUCGUUGGCCUCCUACCUUGAGGUGUUCGAGUACUCACUCAAAAAGUCCAUGCCUGAUAGUAUCCUACAGAAGCGUCUGAGGAAUAUCAUGGAUACCCUGACCCACAACAUGUACAACUAUGGCUGUACUGGUAUCUUUGAGAAACACAAGUUAAUGUUCUCAUUCCAAAUCACCAUCAAACUAGAACAGGACCGAGGCAAAGUGACUCAGGCUGAACUGGACUUUUUCAUUAAGGGUAACAUAGCACUCGAGAAGAGCAAAAGGAAGCGUCCAUUUGGUUGGUUCCCCGAAGAGGGAUGGGAGGACUGUAUCAGACUGGUGGAAGUCUUACCUGACAAGUUUGGCUCUCUUCUGGAGGACAUUGAGAGAAACGAGCAAAUCUGGAAGAAGUGGUAUGACCAUGAUACACCAGAGUCGCAGCCUUUCCCCCUCAAGUAUGUGGACUCUCUGUCAGACUUCCAGAAACUUGCAUUGCUUAGAUGUUUCCGUGUUGAUCGUAUUUACCGUGCUGUGGAGGAGUAUGUUACAAAGGUGAUGGGAGAGAAGUAUGUGACUCCACCUAUCAUCAGCUUUGAGGCUAUCUUCGAGCAGAGUACACCAAUGUCUCCAAUCGUCUUCAUCCUUAGUCCAGGUUCUGAUCCUGCCAGUGACCUUAUGAAGUUAGCUGAAAGAAUAGAGUUUGGUACUAACAAAAUCAAGUUCCUGUCCAUGGGUCAAGGUCAAGAAAAGGUGGCACUGCAGUACCUGGAGACUGCCAUUGCCCGUGGCCAGUGGCUCAUGUUGCAAAAUUGCCAUUUACUUGUCAGAUGGCUCAAAGAACUUGAAAAGCAGCUGGAGAAACUGACCAAGCCUCACCCAGACUUCCGUCUCUGGUUGACCACUGAACCAACACCCAGUUUCCCUAUAGGCAUUCUACAGAGGUCACUCAAGGUUGUGACUGAACCACCAAAUGGACUCAAGCUGAACCUGCGUGGUACCUACCACAAGAUUUCUGCUGUUGCUUUGUCAGAAUGUCCCAAUCCAGCCUUUCCGGCUCUCGUGUUUGUCCUCGCAUUCUUCCAUGCUGUGGUACAGGAGAGAAGAAAGUACGGAAAGAUAGGCUGGAAUAUAUCCUAUGACUUUAACGAGUCCGACUUCCGUGUGUGUAUGCAAAUUCUCAACACCUAUCUGACCAAAGCUCAUGAACAAGGCGAGACCAAGAUACCAUGGAACAGUCUGAAGUACCUUAUAGGCGAGGUGAUGUACGGAGGUCGUGCCAUUGACAACUUUGACCGUCGUGUGCUGAGCACUUACAUGGAUGAAUACAUGGGAGACUUCAUCUUUGACACAUUCCAGCCAUUCCACUUUUACUGCAACGAAGAAGUUGACUACAAGAUUCCUGAUGAUGGACUUCGUGAUGUGUAUGUCGAUUAUAUUGAGGACCUACCCCAUGCUAACACCCCUGAGGUGUUUGGCCUCCAUCCAAAUGCUGAGAUUGGAUACUACACACAAGCAGCUAGAGACAUGUGGGCUCAUCUUAUUGAGCUUCAGCCACAGACCGGUGACACUUCUGGAGGAAUCAGUCGAGAAGAGUUUAUAGACAAGAUAGCACAGGAGGUGCUGGGCAAGCUGCCACAGGAAUUUGAGAUGGACAAGAUUAAAAAGAAAUAUGGUAUUGAUAUUGCCCCCACUACCAUUGUGUUACUGCAGGAACUGGAUCGUUUCAACCUCCUCAUCAACAUUAUGAGAAAGUCCUUGUCAACUCUGAGGAAGGCCCUGAUUGGAGAAGUUGGAAUGAGCAGUGAGCUUGAUGAUGUCGCCCGUGCCUUAUUUAAUGGUAUGAUCCCGUCAAUCUGGAGGCGUUUGGCACCAGUCACUCUCAAGUCACUUGGCAACUGGAUGCUCCACUUUGAGAGAAGAUUCAAGCUGUAUAACGGCUGGGUUAAUGAAGGAGAGCCAGGUGUGAUGUGGUUGUCAGGAUUACACAUUCCUGAAUCCUACCUGACAGCUCUGGUCCAGGCCACCUGUCGUAAGAAUGGCUGGCCACUGGACAAGUCCACACUCUAUACCACGGUCACUCAGUGGUCAACUGCAGAAGAUGUUACAGAGCGUGCUCAUCAAGGUUGUUUUGUGGAUGGCUUGUAUCUAGAGGGAGGAGCUUGGAGCAAGGAAGAAAGCUGCAUUAUCCGACAGAAUCCCAAACAGCUCAUCCAGGAGUUACCUGUUCUUAAGAUCAUUCCGAUAGAAUCCCACAGAUUGAAGCUCCAGAAUACAUUCAGGACACCAGUGUAUGUGACCUCACAGAGAAGAAAUGCAAUGGGAGUUGGCUUGGUAUUUGAAGCAGACCUUGCAACCACAGAACAUAUUAGCCAUUGGUCAUUACAGGGUGUGUGUCUCAUCCUUAACACAGACUAA
Ylistrum balloti is the source of this 14088-nucleotide messenger RNA. RefSeq names its product dynein axonemal heavy chain 10-like. The transcript is spliced from 68 exons. Gene Ontology annotation, molecular function: ATP hydrolysis activity; ATP binding; dynein light intermediate chain binding. Gene Ontology annotation, cellular component: dynein complex. Bases 1 to 14088 code for a protein of 4695 amino acids. NCBI's taxonomy places the organism in Eukaryota, Metazoa, Mollusca, Bivalvia, Pectinida, Pectinidae. The record is from RefSeq and is a predicted model, not a curated record. Gene Ontology annotation, biological process: microtubule-based movement.